This is a messenger RNA of Suillus bovinus, 501 nucleotides long. RefSeq lists its product as uncharacterized. Lineage: Eukaryota; Fungi; Basidiomycota; Agaricomycetes; Boletales; Suillaceae. Bases 1 to 501 code for a protein of 166 amino acids. The transcript has a single exon. The record is from RefSeq and is a predicted model, not a curated record.
AUGGGCGAUCACGACAUUCGCACACCCCCAUCACCCCAAUCCAUCACAUCAUCAUCGGCAGCAUCAUCAUCAGCAUGCACAAUAUUAUCCUCGCAUCAGUCAAUGCCAUCUGCACGCAGAACAAGCAGGUCACACAAGCCAAAAUUGAGCCUUUCAGGUGAAGUCCAAUCCAACAUCGAAGACGUGCGCGGCCAAGUUGAUUCUCUUAGCAAGGGCAUCAAUUAUGUUUACUCAGUGAAGGUGGUGCACUCUGAAUACAAGAUCACCAAAGUAAAUUCCCACCCCCAGAAAGUCAAGAUUGACUUCCAACGCAAGCAAGCCAAGCUCAAAUGCAACAAGGCUGCUAUCAUCCAUCAACGUGUUCAAGAAUCAAAGUCCCUGGAGAUUCAGCUCUUCGAAGCCCAAGCCAAGGCUCAUCUUGAGAAGAGGGCUAUGCUUGAGCUCAAAAUUGAGCUUCUCAAAUUGAAGGAGAGCUUACCGUCUUGCUCAAGUCCGGCUUAG